AUGUCGUCGGGACUGACUCGAAGAAGGGGCGGUGGUGGUGGAGCUGGAGGUGACAACGAGAACGGGGAGUCGAGUCGUGUCGCCUCCCCUGCGCCCAAGGCCGGUGGCUCUCGUGAUACUGGCGGACCAGAGACUUCCUACGAAAGCACCGAGAAUGGGCAUAAGAUUGCCUUUGACCCGAGAGAUAUCAGCGAGAGUGCUGAGCGGAGCAAGCAACCGAAGCUUACGCUCAUGGAGGAGGUGCUGCUAUUGGGGCUGAAAGAUAAGCAGGGCUAUCUUUCAUUCUGGAACGACAAUAUAUCAUAUGCCCUUCGAGGAUGCAUCGUUAUCGAGCUUGCUUUUCGAGGGCGCGUGAGUAUGCAGAAGGACUCCUCAAGGCGGCGAUUCCCUCUGGCCGACCGAGUAAUUGAAGUUAUCGAUGAUACAUUGACCGGCGAGGUCCUCCUCGAUGAAGCGCUGAAGAUGAUGAAGGCUAGCGAAAAGAUGAGCGUUAGUUCAUGGAUUGACUUGAUGAGUGGAGAGACAUGGAACCUCAUGAAGAUCGGCUAUCAAUUGAAACAAGUCCGGGAACGCCUGGCCAAAGGCUUGGUUGACAAAGGGAUCCUCCGAACGGAAAAGCGAAACUUCCUACUAUUCGAUAUGGCAACACACCCUGUGGCAGAUGGAGGGGCGAAGGAGGAAAUCCGCCGCAGAGUCCGGAAUGUGCUCACACAGCGAACGGUAGUCCUGCCCAAUAGCCAGUUCCUCCCUGAAAACCUUGAAUUCAGAUACGUCCGCACGAUUGCUAUGGUAUGUGCCGCUUAUGCUGCAAAUGUGCUCGAGAACGCGCUUGCGACUCUAGGGCACGAGGCAAGAGAGCGAGCUUUCGCCCAAGUUGAUGAAUUAUUGGCAGAAUACAGUCAAUGGCCAUUCGGGAAGAGGGCGGGUGGGGCUUCGGGUGUAGGCGCCAACCUGGGACAAGUUAUUGCAGAGGAGGUCAAUAAUUCCAAAGAUAAGGAGCUGCAACUUGAGGUCGUAGCAGCAUGUCUCAGCGUAUUCACAAGAUUGGACUCCCUGCUAUAA
Venustampulla echinocandica is the source of this 1062-nucleotide messenger RNA. RefSeq lists its product as uncharacterized. Bases 1 to 1062 code for a protein of 353 amino acids. NCBI's taxonomy places the organism in Eukaryota, Fungi, Ascomycota, Leotiomycetes, Helotiales, Pleuroascaceae. Gene Ontology annotation, biological process: Golgi to plasma membrane protein transport; retrograde vesicle-mediated transport, Golgi to endoplasmic reticulum; Golgi organization. Gene Ontology annotation, cellular component: trans-Golgi network; Golgi cisterna; cytosol. The record is from RefSeq and is a predicted model, not a curated record. The transcript has 4 exons. Gene Ontology annotation, molecular function: phosphatidylinositol-4-phosphate binding.